This is a messenger RNA of Sinocyclocheilus anshuiensis, 2490 nucleotides long. Its product is annotated as RNA-binding protein 12B-like. The transcript has 3 exons. The coding region runs from base 205 to 2124 and encodes 639 amino acids. Gene Ontology annotation, molecular function: RNA binding. Lineage: Eukaryota; Metazoa; Chordata; Actinopteri; Cypriniformes; Cyprinidae. The record is from RefSeq and is a predicted model, not a curated record.
GUUUCCGUAGUUCUACAGAUGGCGGUGGAGGAGAUGCGGAUGCUGUAGUUUCUUGCGAUUCGUCCUUGCUUCAGAUAUCACGACAGCGAAAUUGUUGCUUAGUCACGGUGGGAAUCGGACAGACGAUACCGCAGAGCGGCAUUAAUUUCUCAUUCUUUUAUAUUCGGAAAGGAUUGAUAUCUCCUUUGUUUUGUGUCCUGUUGUAUGUGCUCCAUCAUGGCUGUGGUCAUCCGAUUACAGGGACUCAGAAUCACGGCUGGUUCUGAGGACAUUCGCAAUUUCUUCACUGGGCUCAGAAUCCCUGAUGGUGGGGUUCAUAUAAUUGGUGGGGAGCUUGAGGAAGCUUUUAUAAUAUUUGCAUCUGAUGAAGAUGCAAGACGAGCGAUGACACGCUCGGGAGGCUGCAUUAAGGGCUCUCCUGUCAGCUUGCUCCUGAGUAGCAAGUCAGAAAUGCAGAGUGUUCUUGAGGAAAGCACUAGAAAGCCCGAGUUAAAAAACAGGGGCAUGUACAAGGAGGUUGUCAAAAGUCCUUCUGCGGAACGAGGUCCUCUGCCAUUCAGUAAGGAACAGAGAGCAGAUAUACGAAGGCCGGAUCAUCAAGAGAUGAGGAACAGGCCACCUCUAUCUUCGUUCAGUGAGACACGACACCAGAGAGAAGGGAGCGUGUCAGAGAGAGAUGAACUUUACCUGAAAUUGACAGGGAUGCCGUUCUCUGCGACAAAGGACAACGUCUAUACCUUUUUCAGUGGGUUACAGAUUGAAGACAUUAUGUUUUUGAAAAACCCCAGAGGAUUGUUCAACGGCCAGAGUAUUGUGCGCUUUGCUACCAAAGUGGAUGCAGUCGAAGGUCUAAAGAAGGAUCGACAAUACAUGGGACCGCGGUAUAUCCAACUAACAAGAUGCUCCGAGGAGCAGUGGCUGGCAGAAGGAGGUCUUGUUAGACCGGACAGUCGGAAAAGAGCGUCCUUAGAUCGAGCGAGAUCUCGAUCUCCCAUUUCCUACAAGUCAAGAUCACGAUCGCCUUCUCAUGAAGAAUACUGCGUCAUGUUUGAGAACUUGCCUUACAUGGUUGAAAAGAGAGAUUUGAGGGUGUUACUUCAUCCGGUUUCUCUGAAAGAUGAUCAGAUUAUUAUCUUUGCCCAAAAAAAGGAUGAUAGGACCAAAUCGGCUGUUGUGGUGUUUAGAAAUCUCACAGACUAUUGUGCUGGCUUGGCUCAUAAUAAGCAAAUGUUGAUGAACAAGGUAGUGUACGUGUCGCCCAUCUCCAAGGAGAAAAUGGUCACCAUGUUGGAAUCGUCUGUUGACGUGCGAGAUGAGGGAAAAGGGUUGAGACGCUCCGCAGAAGCGGCCCAGUCUCAACGAAACAAUCCUGACUCGCAGUUGAGGUGUCUCUAUGUGCGCAAUCUCCCAUUUGAUGUUCGUAAGGUGGAGAUCAUGGACUUCUUUCAUGGAUUUCCGCUGUCAGAGGAUAGGGUUGUCUUAUUGCGGGACGAAAGAGGAGCUGGGCUCGGUGAGGCUUUGGUGAUCUUCCCAUCUGAGAAGGAGGCCAUGACGGCACAGUCCCUAAACGGACAGAGGUUUCUUGGAUCCGAAGUCAUGCUUAAGUGCAUAACGAUGGGCCAGAUGCAGAAGUUUGGCGUGAAUGACCAGUUGAUGGAUAGCCCGCACAAAAAGAACUUUCAGAGAACCGAAAUUUACAAAGAUGGUCCUUGUUUUUCAAACACCCAGAUGCCUCAAGAUGAUUGUGAGAUGCAGCCUAAUUUGCGCCCGGGUUAUGGAGGUCGUGAUCGCUUUGAGCCUAAUUUUGGCCACAAUGAUGCAUUUGGGCCGGGACCGGAUGGUAAUGGACGUCAGUGUUACGGAUCACCUGACCAACAACUUGACGGUCCGACUUGUCUUAAAUUGGUCAAUCUACCCUCUCAGAUAAAGAUCGAUGAGAUUUAUGACUUCUUCUAUGGAUACAGAGUGAUUCCAGGUUCUGCCUCAUUGCUGUAUGAUAGAAAUGGAGCUCCCAGACGUUCAGCAACGGUAGCAUUCGAAACCCACAGAGAGGCGCUCACUGCUCUUCAAGAAUUAAAUGGACGACCAAUUGGCACCAGGAAAAUUCAGAUUUUGCUUGUGUAGAUAUGCUUUUGGACUACAGUGUUGAUGAAACUGGUGUUUUUUUUGCUUGCUUUUCAUAAACCUGCAGAUUAAAUACUGCUUUAAUUUAGAUUCAUACUUUAUAUCUUGAUUAUUCGAAAAUGAUGCAUUUGUAUGCACGUUAGUGACAGUAUCUAGACUCAGUAUUACUUGUGCUGUUAAAUGUUUUUCCCCUCAGAGUAAUGACUACAAUUUGAGAUUUUACUAAACAUAUUUGUCAACAAUAUAUUUUGUUUUCAGAUAAAAUCAGAUUUAAAAUAAUCUUCUUAACAUUGUGGAAUUGUACAUUUCUUCCUGCAUCCAGAUAAAUGUCAAUUCAUGUUUAAUGCUAUUAAAUGCAUCUGCUAC